Molecule: messenger RNA, 2646 nt
Organism: Adineta ricciae
Lineage: Eukaryota; Metazoa; Rotifera; Eurotatoria; Adinetida; Adinetidae
Source: the annotation of a GenBank genome assembly
AUGCCGAUGAACGACAGUCGACCAAAUGUUGUUGUCGUUGUUAGUCUUUAUGAUACAAUUGCAAGUGUGUUUCUUGGAUAUACGAAUAAAGCUUUCGUACGACAACAAACGCUGGCGACUGGUAGUGGAUCUCGACUGAACUCUUUCAUUGUUAGCGACUUUAAUCGAGAUCACCAACUAGAUUUUGUCGCGACUAAUCUUGAUGACAAAAUUGUGCGUUUAUUAUAUAAGCAUUCUAAUCGAUCUUUUUCAAGCCAAAAUCGAACUUUCAACGUUCGCUAUCAAAGCGAGCCAUGGGCAGUUAAUAUUAUUGAUUACAAUAACGAUACAUUUCUGGAUGUUACCAUGGCCAAUCAUUGUUCUAGUAACGUUGGUAUUUUUCUUGGCUUCGGCAAUGGUUCAUUUGAUGAUCUCGAAAUGUUGUCAGUUGGUUAUAUAGCACUGCCGAUAUCUGUAGUUAUAGUAGUGAUUUCAACAAUGACAAAAGAACAGAUUCCGCAACUGCUAUUGAAGCAUAUACCCGUCCGAACAAGUCAUGAUCAAAGUAUAGGAAAGCAACCCUUGGCUGUAAUAACAGUAAUUAUCCAUUCAUUUGCCGAUGUUUUGACUCUCAAGGACAAUCCCCAUCUUACCUUUUGUCAAUACUAUAUAACUCGAAUCAACGUUCCAAAAUUUUUAUCGCUUGACAACGUUCGUUUACGCCUGUUAUUUCGAGUCCUUCGAAGUACUGCGGGCUGUGGCCCUAUGGGACUUAAUAUUGAUAAACUUCUGCAGAAGCUUAAUCGCAAUACACUUAUUCCUUGCUGCGUACAGCACGAUGCAUGCUAUCAAACAUGUGGCAACAAGCGAUCAGUCUGCGAUGAUAGGUUUUAUACUUGCUUGAAAACUGCAUGCUCUCGACAAACUCCAGUUUCUCGUGAAUGUUCUACAAUUGCAACUAGCAUGUAUACGGCUGUGCGUGGCGGUGCGGCUCAUUGCAACAAUGGUGUAAGAGACACCGCCGAAACUGGUUCGGAUUGUGGUGGAGAAUGUUCAAUAGGUAGAAAAUGUAAUGAGAAGUCGACUUGCAAUAAGACCACAGAUUGUGAUACUGGAGUUUGUGCAUCAAAUAUUUGCCUACCUGCUCACUGUAAUAAUAAAAUCAUGGACUUUUCGGAAACCGGCAUCGAUUGUGGUGGACCAUGUGCCAACGGAAAGAAAUGUAACGACGAAGCGAAAUGUAACAUGUGUGGUGGCUGUGUCAGCGAUGUAUGCGAAUCAAACGUUUGCCUCCCUGCUCAAUGUAAAAACUUGGUCAUGGAUUCGGGAGAGACUGGUAUUGACUGUGGUGGAGUAUGUGCCGCUGGAAGAAAAUGUAGAAAUUAUGCUGGGUGUGCAAAAGAUUCUGACUGUGCCAGCAGUUAUUGUGCAUCGAAUGUAUGCAUCCCAUCCACGUGUAACAAUGGUGUGAUUGAUUCUAAUGAAACAGGUACUGACUGUGGAGGAGUAUGUGUACCUGCGAAAAAAUGCAUGACGUACACUGGUUGUAAAGAAAAUAUUGACUGUAGUAGUGGCUUGUGUUCAUCUGAUACUUGCAUACCUACUGAAUGCAAUAAUGACAUACUCGACUCUGGAGAGACUGGCAUUGAUUGUGGUGGAAAUUGUGCUCCGGGACAGAAAUGUCCCGAUGGAAUUGGAUGUAAUACGGGCUCAGAUUGUUUGUUUGGCAAUUGUUAUAAUGGCUUUUUGUGGUAUGUAAUGUUAUUUUGGAAAUGCGAUGAGAGGUACCGCUUAACUGCAGCCACUUGCCACUCGCCCUGUCUAAAUGGUGGUACAUGCAUUGCAGCUGGAGUUUGUCAAUGUCUCUUGGGAUUGGCAGGACCAACAUGUGCUAUACAAAUAAGUUGUCCUACAGAUUCUCAACCAUCUGCGUCGGGUACAUGUGUUAACACUAGAGUGAAUUUCAAUAAUUGCGGUGGGAUCGGCGUUGUGUGCUCAGGAAGCGACAUCAGCUGUUCAAAUGGCAUUUGUAGCACCACUAUACCACCUGUAGUAUUACAGGAUCCAAUGAUAAUUUCAAGUUGGGGCGAUACCGGCACUGUAGAUGACCAAACAACGAGCAUUACUUUGCCCUUCUACGUGGAAUUUUACAACUAUCGAACAUUUACUCUUACGUUGUCAAGCAAUGGAGUUGUGUGUUUUGGUGGAUGCUCAAUGGACUAUCUUAACACAAACUUGCCAAGUAGCUCCUUUUCCAACGCAACGAUUUUUGCGUUCUGGGAUGAUCUAUAUCUUGCACAUGGCACAACAUCACAAGGCAUCUAUUAUUCGACAACUGGAGGAGUUCCAAAUCGACAGUUCACUAUUGAAUACUACGCUUCACGCAGUUCGCAGCUUUAUCGUUUUCAAGUUGAGAGAAAUCUGAACACUGCUGUUCAAGUUAUCUUCGAUGAAAAUUCUCUGGGUAUUGUUACCAUUCGAUACUUUCAGGCUGAUGAUGGAGGAGCAUACGCCACUAUUGGGGUUCAGGAGUCUUCCACUGGAUCUUUCAUGCAAUACGCCGCUAACACGGCAAAUGCUGUGCCUGUGGGCUCAGAAAGCACAAUCAGUCCGACAUUGACAUUAAUAUUCAAUUCGAAAACCAAUACAUUCACCAAAACUCCCUGA